Messenger RNA from Pediculus humanus corporis (human body louse), 3618 nucleotides. RefSeq names its product multidrug resistance protein, putative. The record is from RefSeq and is a predicted model, not a curated record. Gene Ontology annotation, biological process: transmembrane transport. The transcript is spliced from 18 exons. NCBI's taxonomy places the organism in Eukaryota, Metazoa, Arthropoda, Insecta, Psocodea, Pediculidae. The coding region runs from base 1 to 3618 and encodes 1205 amino acids. Gene Ontology annotation, molecular function: ATP binding; ABC-type transporter activity; ATP hydrolysis activity. Gene Ontology annotation, cellular component: membrane.
AUGUUGGUGGAUCGUCAAUUUCCUCCGCAGGGCCCAUCCACACGAACAUUUAUUUUAGAAUGGUUUGGCGGUGGAAGAAUUCUAGUAAAUGCUACAGAAGAAGAGAGGCGAGCAGCACUGGAAGAGGAUUCAGCUGCUUGGUUUUUCGGAUGUGCAUCAUUAACUUUUUUCCAGUUUGUCAUUUCGUUGCUCUCGGUUUUUUUAUUACAUUUAACUGCCGCAUUACAAGUUAUAAGAAUUCAGUCUUUAUUUUUCAAAUCCAUAGUUUGUCAAGAUAUGGCAUGGUACGAUACUUCUAUGGAGGGAAAUUUUGUAGGCAAAGCAACAAAUAAUUUGGAACAACUUCAAGUCGGAAUCGGAGGAAUAAUAUCAAUUUUCGUGUACCUGGUUGGAAUAUUCGGAUGUGGAACCCUGGUAGCAAUGAUAUUCGGAUGGGAAUUGACUCUCGGAAUAUUAGCAACAGCACCGAUUAUAAUAGCAACAGCAAUAUUUACCACCAAGAUUCAAAGUAAAUUGCAUGCUAAAGAAAUGAUAAGUCAGAGUGCAGCUGGAAAAGUUGCCGAAGAAGUUUUUUCAUCUGUUCGAACGGUUGUCGCAUAUGGCGGACAAAAAAAAGAAGUUGAAAGGUAUAAGAAUCAUUUAAAAAAGGUUGAAUCAUAUGGAAUAAAACGUGGAGUAAUGAAUGGAAUUAAUGGCGGUAUUUUAUGGUUCAUAAUAUAUUCCUCGUACGCCAUAGCUUUUGGAUACGGUAUGAGACUGUUUGAACUUUCUGAAAAAAAUGGUGAUGAAAAUUAUACUCCUGCAGUUUUACUUAUCGUAUUUUUUGGAAUUUUCAUCGGACUGACAAAUAUAGGUUUUGCUAUAACUCAUUUAGAAACAUUUUCACUCGCUCGAGGAGGUGCCACAUCAGUUUUUAAUAUAAUCAAAGCAAAACCUAAAAUAAAUCCGUGUUCUCCGGAAGGGAAAAUAUUGGAACAAUGUACAGGCGAAAUAGAAUUUAAAAACGUUUAUUUUACUUAUCCAGCGAGGAAAACGGUAAAAAUUUUCGAUGGAUUAAAUUUAAAAAUAAAAGCUGGAGAAACUGUUGCUAUCGUAGGAGAAUCUGGUACUGGAAAGUCAACCAUUAUACAAUUACUACAGAGAUUUUACGACCCGAUAUCAGGUGAUAUUUUUAUAGAUGGUGAAAAUUUAAAAUCAUUACGUGUAUCUUGGCUUCGAAGUCAACUGGGAGUUGUUGGUCAAGAACCUCUUUUAUUCGCAGCUACCAUCUACGAUAAUAUUUUAUACGGUAAUUCUUCAGCCAGGUACGAAGAGGUUGUAGAAGCCGCAAAAAAAGCCAACGCACACGAUUUCAUAAUAAAGGAAAUGGAAAAAUAUUAUAGUGUGGUUGGUCAAAGAGGUUCGACGUUAUCCGGAGGACAAAAGCAAAGGAUAGCAAUCGCGAGAGCUUUGGUAAGAAAUCCUGCUAUACUUUUAUUGGAUGAAGCAACUUCCGCUUUAGAUGCUGCAAGUGAAAAAUUAGUUCAAGGAGCUUUGGACAAAGCCGCACUCGGGCGAACAACAAUAAUAGUUACUCAUAAAUUAUCGACAAUAACUAAUGUUCGUAGAAUUGUAGUAUUGUCGAAUGGAGUCGUAGCUGAAGACGGUACUCAUGAAGAUUUGGUUAAAGCUAAAGGAAUUUAUUAUGAAUUAUUGAAAUCUCAAGAAGAAGUGGCAAAACAAAAGCCAAAAGAAAACGUUGAUUUUGUUCAUGAUCCAUCGGAUAUGGUAUUGUCUUCAAUAAUUCCUUCGACUCCGAGAAGUCAAUUUAAUUCUUUAACAAAUUUUGGUAAAAUCCCAAAGCGAAGAUUUGAUAGUUACGAUAAAGACAUGGUUUUUUAUAAGAAAACAAGUUUUUGGCAAAUUCUUCUUUGGAACAAAUCAGAAUGGCAUUAUUUAGGAGUUGGUUUUAUAGCGUCAUUCCUGGCUGGAUGUGCUCUACCAAUAGUUUGCCUUAUUUUUGGUGAUUUAUUCGGAUUGUUGUCAAUGGACGAUUUUAAUGAAAUAAUAUGGUGGGCUGAUUUUUACGCCAUACUUUUAUGUACAAUCGGCAUCGUUGCGGGGCUCAGUGUAUUUUUUCAAAUGUAUUGUCUCUCAGUGGCUGAAAUGCGUUUAACGUGCAGACUAAGAACAAAAGCAUUUGAAUCUAUGUUAAAGCAGGAAAUGGCAUGGUUUGAUGAUGAGAAAAAUAGAGUCGGUGCUUUAUGUUUAAGAUUGGCCCAAGACACGUCCCUUUUGCAAGGAGCAACUGGUACCCGACUCGGAGUCAUAAUUCAAGCGUUUUGUGCCAUGUCAAUAGCCACGAUAUUGAGUUUCUUUUUUGCUUGGAAAAUGGCAAUUGUUACUCUAUGUUCAAUACCCUUUGUUUUCACGGGAGUCUAUAUUGAAUCUUUGUUCCUAAGGGGAAAUCAUUACCAAAGCAGUCAAUCAAUGGAAAACGCGUCAAAAAUAGCCGCCGAAGUCAUUGAAAAUAUUAAAGUCGUUGCAAGUUUUGGUAAGGAAUCUUAUUUUAUUGAAAAAUAUACGCAAGUAAUCGAAGAAGAAAAGAGAAGGAUUUAUAAAAAGGCAUUUGUUAGAGGUUUUGCUUUUGCCAUCGGUCAAACUGCACCUUUAUUCGGUUACGCAAUAUCAUUGUGGUACGGUGGAUAUUUAGUCGCAAACGAAUCCCUUUUAUACAAAUAUGUUAUUUCGGUGUCGGAAAUGUUAAUUUUUGGUGCUUGGACUCUUGGACAAUGUGUCGCUUACACGACGGGUUUUCAUUCGGCCAAAGAAGCAGCGGGUAGACUUCAGUAUUUAUAUUUAAAAAAACCCGAAAUAACAGAUGGAGAAGUAACCGUUUUCCCAAAUAUGAACGGCGAAGGUUCUUUAAAUUAUUCAAAGGUUAAUUUCUCUUAUCCAUCAAAACCCAAAGUUAGAGUCUUACGUAAUUUUAAUUUAACAUUGAAAGAUGGGACUUCGAUUGCUCUGAUGGGGCCGAGUGGUAGCGGAAAAUCAACUAUUGUUCAAUUACUAUUGCGAUUUUAUGAUCCCACUUCCGGAAAAAUAAUCAUAAAUGACAUAAACAUAUCCGAUUUUAAAUUGGAAACGUUAAGAUCCAAGCUUGCAUUAGUAUCUCAGGAACCUAUUUUGUUUGAUAGAACUGUUAAAGAAAAUAUAGAAUAUGGUGAUAAUUCAAGAGUUGUAACAAUGGAUGAAAUAAGGGAUGCAGCACAAGCUGCUAAUAUACAUGCUUUUAUAGAAUCACUACCGGAAGGUUACGAAACGAGAUUAGGAACGGGAGGAACUCAGAUAUCCGGAGGGCAAAAGCAAAGAAUAGCAAUCGCGAGAGCUUUAAUACGAAAUCCCCAAAUAUUAAUAUUAGAUGAAGCCACAUCGGCACUCGAUCCUCAAAACGAAAGCGCCGUACAAGGAGCUUUGGAUGUAGCAUCCACCGGUCGAACGACAAUAAUAGUAGCACACAGAUUAGGAGCCGUACAAAAUGCGGAUAUAAUUUGCGUUUUGGAAAGGGGUACGAUUAAGGAAAUGGGAAGUCACAAACAAUUGAUGGCAUCAAAAGGAAUUUAUUAUUCAAUGCAUUAA